Molecule: messenger RNA, 3030 nt
Organism: Cylindrotheca closterium
Lineage: Eukaryota; Bacillariophyta; Bacillariophyceae; Bacillariales; Bacillariaceae
Source: the annotation of a GenBank genome assembly
AUGAAAAGUAAUCUCCUUUGUGUUGAUCACCUUCGAGAUUUUGGUAUAAUUGUGAAUGAUGUGUUCCUCCAACGUCUGAAAUGCGAAGAUCGCAAUCAAUAUUUGCAUUCCAUUAUUGAUGAAAACUUGGGAUUACAUAUCCCAAUUGACUUCCUGAAGCCUAUCAGCUUCUUUGCUUGUCGCAAACCUGCGCUGUCUGAACUUGAUGCAUAUGUCUCAGUGGAAAUGACCAGUUCCGUCCCUUGGGAACCUUAUGACCCGGAAUCCUCUCGCAUCGACCAAAAUCUACGAUGUGAAUAUCAAGGGGACAUUGCCACUCAACAAAUCUAUUCUGUUGACCGCUCUGAUCCCAACUACCGCUCUAUUUGCCCACUCGCUCUUCCUAUCGCUUUAGGGGACAGAGUUGAAGCGACCAUCAAUGGUGUUAAAACCAAUGGCAAGAGCUAUUUGGUCAAACCUGAACAACUUGCGCAAAGAUGGCGAAUCAGCCUUGAAUGUGCCCGUCGCACUCUCAAGAAAACAACCCAGCGACUAAAGUCGAAGGCUCAAGACGAUUUUGCCCCACUCAAUUCCAACUUGAAUAUCCUAGGAAAUAAGUAUGUUGCUGUCUAUGCUGCUGCCUGUCAAUGGGCCCGUGGCUACGCUUUGAAGAAAGAAUCUGAUUUGAGCAACUCGCUCAAGGAACUAUUUCGUGAUAUUGGCUUUCCAAGAGUUCUCCGACCUGAUGAUGCUCAAUCGUUGACUGCUGGAGAAUUUCGAAGAGUCGCAAAUAAGGCCCAGGUUCCAAUACAUCCUAGCGAGCCUUACAAUCCUGAUCAGAACCUUGCUGAAGAUUGUAUUCAUGAAGCAACAAAAAUGUAUGUUCGUUUGAUGACAAGAAGAGGGAUCCCAAAAGCGUUUUGGGAUCGAGUCUUUAUCUAUUGUUUGGAAUUAAGAAGUCACAUGGUUCUUGGUCACUCUCGACAAGGUGAUGACUGUGGUGCCGGUUGGAUCUCCGGUAAUACAAAAGAUAUCUCGCAUCUGGCUGAUUUUGGUAUCUAUGAUUGGUGUUGGGCUUUGUCCCCAACACACUCCAGUCAAGAGAAUAAGCAAUUGUGUCGUUGGCUUGGACCCAGUUUUAACAUUGGCGGAUCUCUGUGUUUUGCAUGUGCCACUUCUCGUGGAAAAGUUUUACAGCGUUCAAGUGUGAUUCCUCUCUCCAGAGAAGAGCGGGAUAGUACAGAUAUCAAAGAUCUGAAAAAGCGUUUUACCGAAGACUUGCAUAACUGUUUGAAAAACUCUGACCCCAUCAAGAUUGAUGAUUUACAGGAUCCUUCGGGUGCUUACAAAGCUGAUGAAAAGUAUAUCAGACCUCUGCACACGAAUGCUAACACUCCGCACUUUGAACAAUAUGAAGAUGAUGAAAUGUUGCAGCAUGAAGAGCUUUUUGAGGAAGCCCCAUCUGAAGAAGAUGAUCAGGUGGAAUUUGACAAAUAUGUUGGUGUUAAGAUCCGGAAGAAUGAAAAUGGUAUUGACAAAUUUGGAGUUGUUCGCGGAAGAAAAAGAAGAGCAGAUGGCUCGAUGGUUGGUUCGUAUCAUGAGAAGCCUGUCUUGGACACUUCUAUUUAUGAAAUCGAAUGGCAUGACGGUGAAACUGAAUCCUAUCGUGCAAACGAAGUUAUUGAAGCAAUGAUGAUGAAUGUUGACGAUGACGGUAAUAGUAUCCUCCAUGUAAAAGAAUUUAUUGACCAAAGGACAGAUGGCACACGAGUCCAUGCUGAUGAUGGUUUUGUCAUGGUAAAGAAUAAGAAAGUUCCUCGAAGAACUACAAAAGGGUGGUAUCUGUGUGCUCAAAUUCAUGGUGAUGAGACAGAAUGGAUUGAUUUGAAAACUGCAAAGGAGGCCUAUCCAAUUCAGGUGGCCAAAUAUGCUGUUGCUAACAAACUUGUAUCUGAGCCUGCUUUCUCUUGCAAUCAUUGGGGAAAUGCUAUUGAAAAGGAAGAUAAAACUGUGUUGCCUGCUUUAAGAAUCUUGGGACCAAAUGAACCUGUUCCCCCUGGAUAUACUUGUAUUGACUUGAUGACUGUCUUUGAUGUCAAGAUGGACCUCACACAAAAGGCCCGGAUAUGUGCUCGAGGGGACCAAACUGAUCCUCCUCUUUCCGUCACGUAUGCCAGUGUUGUCACUCAUGAGAGUAUUUGUAUUGGAUUCUUGCUUGCUUCGUUAAAUGGUUUGGAAAUUUUGUCUGCUGACAUUGCUGGAGCGUAUUUGAACACGCCUUGUGCUGAGAAGAUUUACACAGUACUUGGACCCGAGUUCGGAGACCUUGAGGGUCGCACUGCUGUUGUGGAGAAAGCACUCUAUGGAUUAAAAUCUUCCGGGUUCUCAUGGAGAUCUACGCUUUCUAAGACUCUGAGAGAAGAAAUGGAGUUCGAACAGUGUCGUGGUGAUAUGGAUGUUUGGAGAAAACCUGCCUUGAAGUCAAACGGCGAAAAAUAUUACGAAUAUAUUUUCGUUUACACCGAUGACCUUAUGGCUGUUUCUGAAAAUCCUCGUGCUAUAUUGGAGAAGCUUGGAACGCAUUACAUGCUCAAGCCUGAUUCAAUUGCAGAGCCUACAACAUUCCUUGGUGCAACAAUUUCAAAACGUUUUGUUGACCCAAGUGAUUCUCGAAAAUGCUGGUCGAUUGGUUCGACUAACUAUUUGCUUGAAGCGUUACGUGUCGUUAAGUCUCGAAUCUCACAUCAAAAAUACAACUUGAAUUUGAAAAGAAACGUGUCUGCUGCCUUACCUUCUGGUUAUAAGCCUGAGCUUGACAACACUGAUUUUGUUGACGCAGAGACACACACACUGUAUAUGCAACUGAUUGGAAUCUUACGGUGGCUAGUUGAGCUUGGAAGACUGGACGUUUGUGCUGAAGUCUCAAUGAUGUCUUCGUACAAUGCCAUGCCUCGUGUUGGACAUUUUCAUGCGGUGUUACACCUUUUUGGUUAUCUUGAAACACAUCCGAGCCGCGAGAUUGUCAUGGAUUCCGCAUAUAUAUGGCUCUGA